This is a messenger RNA of Calypte anna (Anna's hummingbird), 4841 nucleotides long. RefSeq names its product USP6 N-terminal like (gene USP6NL). The record is from RefSeq and is a predicted model, not a curated record. The transcript has 15 exons. The coding region runs from base 191 to 2707 and encodes 838 amino acids. NCBI's taxonomy places the organism in Eukaryota, Metazoa, Chordata, Aves, Apodiformes, Trochilidae.
GGUUGGAGGCCGCCGGUCCCGGGGCAGCAAGCGGGGAAGAGCUGCUGGGGAGGAGGCGGACGGAGGCCCCGGAAGGAGGAGGAGGAGGAGGAAGCCGAGCAAAGGACAUGUAUACCUCUGAGAAACCUUCUCCAACAGGAUUCCUUGCUUCAAGAUCUGUCUUGGAUUAUUCGAGAAGAAGUUUCCAGUCAUGAGUGCAGAUGCUGAACAGGAUGCUGCUGUCAAACUUGCCCAAGAACGAGCAGAGAUAGUUGCCAAGUAUGACAGAGGACGGGAGGGUGCCCAGAUUGAACCAUGGGAAGAUGCUGACUAUCGACUUUACAAAGUCACAGAUAGAUUUGGGUUUCUACAUCCAGAGGAGCUUCCUGUCCAUGAUGUGGCGAUAGAAAAGCAAAAGCACCUUGAAAUUGAAAGAACUACAAAAUGGCUUAAGAUGCUGAAAAGCUGGGAAAAAUACAAAAAUAGUGAAAAGUUUCAUAGGAGAAUUUAUAAAGGAAUCCCACUGCAGUUCAGAGGGCAAGUCUGGUCUUUACUACUUGAUGUCCCUAAAAUGAAAGAAGAAAUGAAAGAUUUUUAUAAUAAAUUGAAGUGUCAAGCACGAGGGUCUUCACCAGAUAUUAGGCAAAUUGAUCUUGAUGUAAAUCGAACAUACAGAGAUCACAUCAUGUUUCGAGACAGAUAUGGUGUUAAGCAACAGUCUUUAUUCCAUGUAUUAGCUGCAUAUUCCAUAUAUAACACGGAAGUUGGAUACUGUCAGGGAAUGAGCCAGAUCACAGCUUUACUCCUAAUGUACAUGAAUGAAGAAGAUGCCUUCUGGGCCUUGGUGAAGCUUCUCUCUGGUCCCAAGCACGCUAUGCAUGGGUUUUUUAUUCCUGGUUUUCCAAAGCUGUUGAGGUUUCAAGAACAUCAUGACAAGAUACUGAAAAAAUUCUUGUCCAAGCUUAAGCAGCAUUUGGACUCCCAGGAUAUGUCCACUAGCUUUUACACAACAAAGUGGUUUUUCCAGUGUUUCCUUGAUCGUACUCCCUUUACAUUAAGCCUCAGGAUAUGGGAUAUCUACAUACUUGAAGGAGAGAGGAUUCUCACUGCUAUGUCUUACACAAUUCUGAAACUGCACAGAAAGCAUCUGAUGAAAUUACAAAUGGAAGAACUUGUAGAAUUUCUGCAGGAGUCUUUAGCCAAGGAUUUCUUCUAUGAAGAUGAUGUUGUAAUAGACCAGCUCCAAAAUUCUAUAUCAGAAUUGAAACGAGCAAAGCUGGAUUUGCCACUAGCUGGUAAAGAAGAUGAAUUUCCAAAGAAGCCAUUGGGACAGAUUCCAUCAGGACCUCAGCCUGCUAUGGUUAACUCCACUCCAAUGCUUAAUGGACAGACCAGCAGUGGUACACAAACAAGAAGGACAGAGAGGAGACCAUCUGCAGGAGAAGAAUCAGAAAGUUCACCAAAUAACCGAAAACGAAUUAAUUCACUGGAAAAUAAACCUUCCUUAAAACAGCAGAAGACUCGACCAGUAGAGAUACAAAGUAAUCUGCCUAGGAAUGAGGAAGACACCAGAAGAAAGCCUCAGCCAAUAGAGCAAGACAACUCGAGACAGUAUAAUAAUGCAGCUGCUAAUCAAAAUUCUAAUGCUACUUCAAAUACAAGAAAGGAAUUUGUACCUAAGUGGAAUAAACCUUCUGAUACCAAAAUAAUUGAAAAGACAAUGAAACUUCCUGCAGAGGUGAAAGGAAGGCCAGUAAACCAUUUUAUUUCGGGCCCACCACCAAGCCCUGGAGAAAUGCAGCCUUUGAAUGUGAAGCAAAAGAUGAGGGUUUUGGAUGUUGAUGAAAGUAAGCGAGGGUCUAAUGCUUCUCAGUAUGACAAUGUUCCAGAAGUUGAGAAUGAGAAUGAAAAUAUUGUUCAGGAGAUGCUGGAGAGAGCUCUUCCACAGAGUCCUAGGCAUGUAACAUAUUCUAAUAGUCCAAGAAAGCAAACUGAAAAAAUACCAACUCCAGUAAAAAUACCCAAUAACUACACCUUCUCUUCACAACCCAGAUCUCCAAAAUACUCAUCACAAUCUGACGGACCACCUCAUGGAUUGAAUGUAAAACAGCCUCUGCCAUGUUACAGUAAUCCACCUAAUUACCAUGGAAAUUCUCCGAAACAUAUUUCCAGUAUAGGCAAUACAAGUUCUGUACCUCUGCAUUAUCAUGGGAAUCGAACCAGCCCUUCUGGUGGGCCAUAUGGUUCUUUUAUUUCAGCAGAUUAUUCUCUGGAUAAACUACAAAUGAAUUCGUAUCCCGUUAGUCGCCAAAAUCCUCUUCCACCAACCCCUGGCCAGAUAGAAGUAGCCCCUGUUGAUGCUUAUCCCAGCAACUCAAGGUCCUCCACAGGUGUCAAAUUCAUAAUCCCUCCAGUGGAUUAUUUACCAGAAGACAGAAAGUGGCCAGAUGCAGCAUACACUUACAGACACGAGCCCUACAGGCAGCCUUGGAGUCAAGACGUUAAUAAAGGCCACGUGGAUAACUUCCAGAAAUAUCAGCAUUUUCAGUCAACACCUUUUCAAGACCUUCCUGCUGUUUCUGUGGAUAGUCCAAUAAGAUACAGGACUUCACCAACCUUUGAAGAACAGGGUUCCCCACAAUACCAAUAUUCAAGCCCAGCAGCUCAAGCCCAGCACUAUCGAAACAGGAAUGAUGGAUUGUCUAUGCAUGAGUCUGUGCUUCUCUGAGAGUCUGUCUCUACUUAGUAAAAUGGCAGGAGCCAAAACCAGUUAAACAUUACUGUGUUAGUAGUAGCCCACCUCAGUUCUCAAAAAUAACAUUGUUUCAGAGGUAUUUCAGACUUGCAUUGAGGACUAGUUGAAUUCUUAGACUUGCAUUGAAGCCAUUGGAAGUGAUCUGAUGCACACAGGCAUAGCAAUAAGGUCAUAUACACAGUAGGGUUAAUACUGACAUUGUUCCUUACAUUUAAAUAACAUGUGUUACAGUCUCCCUGCCUAAAACCUGUAACACAUUUUAACAAGUUUUAUUUUGACUGACAUGGUUAAUGCACUGUAUUAGGUGUGUGUGUGCGUGCGAGUGUGCACUUACAGUACUCAAAUGCAUCCAGAAAAGAGCUGAAGAGUUUAAAUGUAAAUGCAUUUAACUUUGGGCAAAGCUUAUGAAGUACUUUUGUUUCUUAUUAAUUUUUCUCUGUAAUUUAUUUGAGAAGCCAUUCCUUUUGAAUGGCAAUUUCUGUCAUUUUUAUACAGCUGCCUCAGCAUCCCAGUAUCUGUUCUGGGCAGGAGAGGUGCUUUGGGAUUAUUAAUUUAAUCUUAUGUGAGAGUUAAUUUCCUCUCCUUUGACUACUGUUUGUCAUUUUCCUGAGUAAGAAGGAGCAGACAGGCAAAAGCAGAAAGCCAAAAAUGUCUCUGUAAUCUGGCCAAGGAAUGGUGCUUGAAUUUCAGGGCAGUCUCUCUACUAUUUUAGGUGCAACAAAAGCAUAGAGUUUUUACCUUCUUACCCUAACCUACCUUCUGAAUGUCAUCCUAUAUGCAAAAUAUUGGAGCACAGCAAGAGUAAUGCCAGAAACAGAAAUGGUGCUGCACCCUUCACUUUUUGCCAUGCUGUCAGACUAAACAAAUGGGUUGCAGGGCCAAACCUCAUGGGUGUCAUAGAAUGACCACCUCUGUGACCCUCCUGUGAAGUACAUGCAAGAGCUGGGGAUUUGGGUGAGGCUUGACAUUCCCUGAGCUGUGUGAGCUCCCAGUGUCCUUCUCUUAAGCUUUGUCAUGUCAGUUCCAUUUUGUUUUGCCCUUUUGUGCCCCAAAGAGCCAGUGGGUUCAUGUCUGUGACUGGGCAUGUGCUGCUGUGCUCUCAGGCUGCUGUGAGACUCUCUGGUGUUAUACACUAAAAUGAUCCUGACUGUUAUUAGGAACCUUAGAGUCCUGGUAAUGUAAGUAUUUCUAAUCAGUCUUUGCAGCCUUUUCUACUUCGUGUUUUCUGUUCCUUGACUGUGAAUUAGGGGUGAAAAAAAAUGCAGGUUAAGUAGCACAUGCAGGAUGUGGUCCUGUGAGCAGCUAGGUGCCGAGCAGAAGGACCUGACCUCUCCUUGAAAGCAGUGGGAGUUGAGGUGGAUAAGGAUCUCACCAGAAGAGGUCCUUGGAGUGCUUAACAAAGAGAUUUUUCUAAUACUUAAGUGCAAAACAUUGGUAUCAACACCUGUUUUGGGUAGUUUGGGAGGUUGUCCUCUUAUCUUUUGUUUUGUAUUAUUUGUUAACUGAAGACAUAGAAAUGGAUAUUAUUAUUUUUUUUUUCCUUUAAAGAAUGAGCUUUAGUGCCUAUAAUUGCUGCAGGUUGGCUCUGUAAGUUUUAAGGUACAGAAGUUAAACAAUUUUUACAAAUGGAAGUAACAUUUACUUAGUAUAUUUCAAAAACUUUUUUUGUGUAUAUAGUGUGUCUGAUGUAAUUUUUAAUGAACUGGGCGAUUUUAUAUUUUAAAAAUUGCAAACUGCAGCAAAGUACUAGUAGCAAAGCACUACACUGAAACUCUGAACUAAAAUUGUGAAGAUAAAUAUGACUUGGGCUUACUUUAGUUCUGAUUGCUUACAGCAGCAUAGAAAUGUAUGUAUAUAAUAUUGUGGCUAAAUGUAAUAAUCUCAGUGUUUAAUGAUGGUUCUGUAAUUCAUAACAAAGCCGUACAAUUUAUUUGUGCAAGCAAUGCAAGGCUCCAAAAUAUGUAUCAGCAUUAGUAAAUACUGUAGAUUUUUAUAUAUAAAAUAUAUACACACUAUUUUCUUAUGUCAUCUGCAACAGUUUUAUAACUGUGUAUCCUAUUUUGAUGUGACUGUAUUUUUAACAUGUUAAAAUAAUAAUAAUUAAGCU